Molecule: messenger RNA, 2337 nt
Organism: Lachancea nothofagi CBS 11611
Lineage: Eukaryota; Fungi; Ascomycota; Saccharomycetes; Saccharomycetales; Saccharomycetaceae
Source: the annotation of a GenBank genome assembly
AUGGAUAAUGGUCGAGACGAGAUCCUUCAGACUUUGGCGCGCGGAAACGGCAAACUAGCACUGCAAUUGAGCGGGAAACUUUGUGCUCAGUUUCCAAAGGCAAGCUAUCCCAAGCUGCUCGAGCAGUACGUGCGGUUUCGGCACAACAAGAGCAAGUAUAGUGCGGAAACAAUGUUAGAACCGCUGUUGGAUACCCCAAAUCCGCCUAGUGACUUACGGUCGCUUGAGUUAUUGCACGUUUUCCGUCAAGAGUUGGAACAAUUCGACUGCUCUCUCGAUGGUUACAAGAAAGCAAUGAGAAAGUAUCCGAGCCUCGAAAUUGGCUAUAAUUGGUUUAGCAAGGCUAUUGAAGACUUCAAUUUGCAGCACAUGGUUCAGGCGUCGUUCCAGCUGCGUCGGUGGUCGCAGGAACCUCGCAUGAUGCAGUUUUGGAACGCUUUGUCGAUAGUGGCACUAGUCAAGCUUCAAAACCGUGCGGAAGACAAAAUCAACAUCCAAAUAGCGUUCAAAACUGUCGAGAAUCUCAAACCUUUUCAAUCGGACCAAGAAACUAUCAUCUAUUGUCUUGUCUGUGAAAUUUGUGGUGACAAGUCCCAGGAUAUUGUUGAGUUGUUACUUCCAGCAUUUAAAGGUGCCAACAAUGCAAAAUUCUCCGUCGACUUAUAUCUCAAGAAUUUCAUGCUCAAGCAUCUUACCAUCCUGUGCGAUUAUUCUAACCUCUUCAUUGUGUGCAGCUUUUUGCUCACCUUACUUGACGACUUUGAGAUUAUCACCAAACUUAUUGAGAGUGCCAAAGCGUUGGGUAAGCCUCGUGAAGAAGUUGAAAUGAUACUCUCGCUACGAGACUCGCGGAAUCACCGCCUUGCAAAUAUGCAACUUGAUGUCGUUUACUGCGAGACCAUAAAAAGCAAAUCUCUUAAGCACUACUUGGAGCGGUUUCACGACAAACCAUGUUGUGUGGCCGAUCUGAACCACUUUCAAGACUAUAUGUCACCAGAAACUAUAAAACUCGGCAUGAAUGCAUUUUCUGGGGGUCUCUUGCACGAUUGUAACUACUCGAAGCUUACUGGUGACCAUAAGAUGGAGCAUUUUGUUGAUCUUUUUGUCAAAUAUAAGCCCACGCUAAGUGAAAAGCCCAAGACUGAUUAUUCUUCGUGUUCAUACUUCAUUUUGAGGAUUGUCGAAAAUCUGGUGAAUGACAAACACUUGACGUUGGAAAACGCUUUGACAAGCGUCGCGAUUUUGGAACAAUACCAAGCUCUUGAUCCCUAUAAUUUUGACACUAGAGUAUGGCUGGUAGUGCUAUACAAUUAUUUGGGUUCUCCGACAAUGGCAUACGAACAUUUUGCACAUUUAAAAGUUAAAAAUCUACAAAACGAAAGUUUGAACUAUCUUAUGGCAUCCAGAUAUUCGUCUUUAUUUCCGGUGAAAGACCAUCCAUUUGUCGAACACUUGGAGACUAGUGAUAAGCUUUACGACUCUACGACUAGUUUGCCAAGAUUUAUUCAAAUAGCUUUUGAGCGCAAAAGUUAUAGUAAGAUUUUAGGCAUGCUCGAGCUACAUGACAAGAUGACUCUCUCAUUAACGCGACUAUCCGAGCUGACGGAGCAAUUGCAACGCGCGCGGCUCUUCAACGACAAGCGCGGAGAAUUGCUAAAGAAGUUACACGAAUCAUUUCGCGCGUUGUGUCAAUCCCACGUCAACCGUGACUCGCUUCUAGAUAGACACAGGCUGCACUUGAAAGAUAAUCGCGAUCUUUCCGUUCUGGGACCCAUGGAUUCGUGUUUCGAGGUUACGGCAUACAUUGAUCAGUCCAAUGACGCUGUGAUCGUAGAAUGUAUUCAAGAAAUGCUACUGGAACUAAGUGUUUCGGGAGAACGUAGCACGCUUUUGGAGGAAAUGCUCAUGCAUCACAAUCAGAAGGAAUUAGUCAAAGAAAUGACUCCCAGUGAGUUUUGGGCUUUUACUACUAUCUGCCUCGUGUACGAGUCGCAAUUUGAUGAGUCUAAAAUCUCUGAGCUCCAAACACAGUUGAACAAAAGGCCUGAGAUCCAUAGGCAGACUUGGAGGCUGGCUCAUGACUUCCACACGCAAAUGGCCACACUUAAAUCUCUAGAUCAGCUUAAGCGAAUCAAGAACCCUGGAUGCAAAACUUCUAUCAAGACGCAGCUCCGCCAACUGCGCGACCUAGGUCCAGAUUACUUCCAAGACUACAUUGCUGCCAUUUCUUCUACUAAGGUAGAUAGUCAGCUUCUGAAACGACUUGGAUUUGCCUCAGAGGAACCAUGCGUUGCGAUCUCCAUCAUGGCCACGUUUAAAGUCGCCAGGAACCUCUGA